Molecule: messenger RNA, 2449 nt
Organism: Rhineura floridana
Lineage: Eukaryota; Metazoa; Chordata; Lepidosauria; Squamata; Rhineuridae
Gene: YARS1
Product: tyrosyl-tRNA synthetase 1
Exons: 14
Coding region: 343-1929 (528 amino acids)
Biological process (GO): tyrosyl-tRNA aminoacylation
Molecular function (GO): ATP binding; tRNA binding; tyrosine-tRNA ligase activity
Source: RefSeq, a predicted model, not a curated record
GGGCUGUGAGCCGCUCUGGAGCCUUUCGGGUGAAGAGCAAAAUACCGAUCCUUGGCGGAAGCCCCCUUUCUCCAUCCUUUCAUUGGGAGAACUGCCCAUUUAUUCCUGCUCUCUGCUUCCUGUUUCAUAGCCAAUUACUGUUCAACAAGAGGACCUCUCAGCUUAUUCCAGGACCUCCUAAACUUACUCAGGAGUCUUUGGUGAAGUACUUUGACAAAAGCUUUUUGAAAGUUUGAGUACACAGUGUCAGCUGGAUCACCUCUAUCUGUAUGCUUGUUGACACUCUCGAAUAACUCUAAUAGAUCAUAAGGGCUCAUUGGUGGAUGAGAAGCUGCUGGCACAAUGGGACAUGAACUAACAGCACAGGAGAAGUAUCACUUGAUCACCCGAAAUUUGCAGGAAGUUCUUGGAGAGGAUAAACUGAAGGCCAUCUUGAAAGAGCGUGAGGUGAAGAUAUACUGGGGGACAGCCACAACGGGCAAGCCUCAUAUAGCCUAUUUUGUGCCCAUGUCCAAAAUAGCGGACUUUCUCAAGGCUGGCUGUGAGGUGACAAUCCUAUUUGCUGACCUCCAUGCAUAUCUGGACAACAUGAAGGCACCCUGGGAACUCCUGGAGCUGCGCACCCAAUAUUAUGAGAAUGUGAUCAAGGCAAUGCUGGAGAGUAUUGGUGUGCCUCUGGAAAAGCUGAGGUUCAUCCGGGGAACUGACUAUCAGCUCAGCAAGGAAUACACACUGGAUGUUUACCGUCUGUCCUCUGUCGUCACCCAACAUGAUGCCAAGAAAGCUGGUGCAGAAGUGGUGAAGCAGGUGGAGCACCCAUUGCUCAGUGGCCUCCUCUAUCCAGGACUGCAGGCGCUGGAUGAAGAGUACCUCAAAGUUGACGCACAGUUUGGAGGAGUGGAUCAGAGGAAGAUUUUCACUUUUGCAGAGAAGUACCUUCCCUCCUUGGGCUACACCAAGCGCAUCCAUCUGAUGAACCCAAUGGUGCCCGGACUGACAGGCAGCAAGAUGAGCUCUUCAGAAGAGGAGUCCAAGAUUGAUCUUUUGGAUCGUAAGGAGGAUGUGAAAAAGAAGCUCAAGAAGGCUUUUUGCGAGCCGGGGAACGUGGAGAACAACGGGGUCUUGUCCUUCAUCAAGCACGUGCUGUUCCCACUCAGAUCAGAGUUUGUGAUCUUUAGAGAUGAGAAGUGGGGAGGAAAUAAAACCUACACAAGCUGUGGAGACCUAGAGAAGGACUUUGCUGACCAGGUUGUCCAUCCUGGGGACUUGAAGAACUCUGUGGAGGUGGCCUUGAACAAGCUUCUUGGGCCCAUCAGAGAGAGGUUCAGCAGCCCACAAAUGAAGAAACUUGCCAGCUCUGCAUAUCCCGAUCCAUCCAAAACAAAGCCUGCUGCAAAAGGACCUGCAAAGAACGUGGACUCGGAGGAAGUGGUGCCAUCUCGGGUGGACCUUCGCAUUGGCAAAGUGCUUAGUGUGGAGAAGCAUCCGGACGCGGACACCCUGUAUGUGGAGAAGAUUGAUUUGGGGGAGCCUGAGCCACGUACGGUGGUCAGUGGCCUGGUGGAGUUUGUGCCUAAAGAGGAGCUACAGGACAGGCUGGUGGUCUUGGUGUGCAACCUGAAGCCUCAGAAGAUGCGGGGGGUGGAGUCCCAGGCCAUGCUGCUCUGCGCUUGCAGUGCCGGGGAACCCUGCCAAAUUGAGCCCCUGGACCCACCGGCUGGCUCCUGCCCUGGUGAACGCGUGUUUGUAGAAGGCUACGAGAGUGGCCAACCCGACGAUGAGCUGAAACCCAAGAAGAAGGUCUUUGAGAAGCUGCAGGCUGACUUCCAGAUUUCUGAGGAUUCUGUGGCCCAGUGGAAGGGGAAGAACUUCAUGACCAAACUGGGCAACCUCACCUGCAAAACUCUGAAAGGCGGUGGCAUCCGCUAAGGCCUUCCCCAUCAUCUUCUCCAUGCCAGUUGCUGCCCGACAAGCAUCCUCCCCACGUUGCACUCCCAGCCCAGCGGGACCUGACCCAUGAACAGACAGACUUGGCUUCCGGCCUUUGGCAUGGACAAAAGCACCUAGAAGCAGGUGCCCAGCACGCGGAGGCAAGUCUCCCUGAAGAUGUGUCAAUAUACAGCAGGGGGGAAAGAGCGAGUUGCCUCUGGCGGCCACGGAAACCUUUUUUCUUCAAACGUCUAGGAGAAAGAGGACAUGCUGCUGAAACAGAACUGCCCUCUUAGGGGUUGGGCCGCCUGCCCUCCAGGUUGUUUGCUGUCUUGCAUGCAGCUUAAAACAGACGUUCUCUUCCUUUUUAACGUUUGCUGCUUGUCAAGCUCGGAUUCAGGCUGGCAAACUUUGUAGGAGAGGACCUCUAUCAGAUUAGCAAUGGGCAGGUUCAUCUUGUCAUAAACACUGAAUUCCAAAUCAUCGGUCAUAUCCCCAAAUAAAAUUAUUUACACAAUGA